Scylla paramamosain (green mud crab) is the source of this 2766-nucleotide messenger RNA. RefSeq names its product gamma-butyrobetaine dioxygenase-like. The transcript is spliced from 10 exons. Gene Ontology annotation, cellular component: mitochondrion. Bases 249 to 1619 code for a protein of 456 amino acids. Lineage: Eukaryota; Metazoa; Arthropoda; Malacostraca; Decapoda; Portunidae. Gene Ontology annotation, molecular function: oxidoreductase activity. The record is from RefSeq and is a predicted model, not a curated record. Gene Ontology annotation, biological process: carnitine biosynthetic process.
UGGUGGUUGGCUUGUGUUCGCCUGCUCGGUCACACAAUCAGUUGGCUGGGUGAGUGCAAGGUUUGGGUGUGCAGGGAAGUGUGAGGCUGCCUGAGGACGAAGUUUGGAAAGUAACGCCUUUACGAGUAAUAGCGAAGAAAAGUUGAGAGAUAGAAUACCUGAAGCAGCAUCAAAGGGUUAUCUGGACACCAUACCGUAGCAGGGACAGCCGGCUGUCACAUUUCGCUCUCAGCAGUGUGUGUGCUACCAUGAGUCGCAGGGUGCUGCAAGGCGUGUUGUCCUCAGCCAGGCUCUGGGGCAAGGGGCGGCAGAAUGCAGUGGGCCUGGUAGCAGUGCCCUCACAAUGCCUCACCUCUAGCCUGACUGCACCCCUAUCCUGCACCUUCAUCACCUCACAUGCCUGGCACAACUCCCACCCAACACCUGCACCCUCCCCCACCUAUCACAAUGCUGCUGGUAUCAGGACAGCAGAUGCAGGGAAAGAGAUGUUGGAAAUCACUUUUGCUGAUGGAAACAGCAGCUUUUUUCCUUAUUGCUGGCUGAGAGAUAAUUGCCAGUGCCCGCAAUGCUUUGAUUCUGAUGCACUCUGCCGCAAGCUGACUCUUGAAGACUGGCAACACAAUGACUGCCCCAGAAGUGUUCAGGUGGAGGAAGGUGGGAGACAUGUGGAGGUGCAGUGGGUCAGUGGACACAGGAGCUGCUAUGAGGCUCAGUGGCUGCAGCAACAUGCCUUCACACCCUCUGCCCGAGACUCUCAGAGAAGCUUUCUGGCCAUCAAAAAGGAAUUGUGGAGUACAGAGAUGGAGCUGCCAAGGAUGGACUACAAUGGUGUGAUGCAUGGAGACAAAGAACUUCUGGAUUUUCUUGUAACUCUAGAGAAGAAGGGUGUGGUUGUCCUAACUGAUGCUCCCCGGGAACCUGAGGCUGUGCUAACCAUCAUCAACAGCAUUGGAUAUGUGAAGCCCACACACUAUGGGACCAACUACCCCAUUCGGAGCAAAGCGAGUGCCAGCAGCCUUGCAUACACAGACCAACGCCUGGGCAUGCACAAUGACCUGCCUUACUUCCAGUAUGUGCCGGGGAUCAUCUUCCUGCACUGCAUCACCCAAUUUGAAGGCAAAGGUGGGGAGAACGACCUGGCAGAUGGGUUCCACGUGGCAGAUUACCUGAAGCAGUUUCAUCCCACGGAGUACCGUAUCUUAACUGACACACCUGUCUAUUUCUGGGACAAGGGUGUGGCACAGGUUAAGCAGGAGACCACUGAAUACCACAAGAUUGUCAACAUUCCCAUCAUUGUAGAGGAUCGGCUCAGUGGUGAUGUUGUGCGAGUCAACAACUCCCAGCUGAGGAAUUCCUAUCUUGACCUGCCCCCAGAACAGGUCACUCCCUGGUAUGCUGCACUGAGGCUCUUCAACCAAACUGUUGACCAGCAAUCCAUAAGGAAUAAGCUUAACAGUGGUGAGAUGCUGGUGAUGGACAAUACUCGCCUGAUGCAUGGACGUACUGGCUAUGACAGUGCCCUGGGGGAGCGCCACAUGAACCAGGCCUACCUGGACUGGGAUGGGGCACUCUCCAGGCGCAGAGUCCUUCAGGAGAAACUUGGAGUGACAUUGGAGUAGUGGAAGCUGUGUGACUCUGGCAAUAGUGCUUGAGUGAUUGCAUUAGAGUUACUAUUUAUACAGGGUAGGAAUGGUACUUAUUUGAGUGACUUUGCCUCACAGCUGGGAGAUAUGGUGCUCUGGAGUUAAUUUAUAUAUCUUCUGUGUAUAGUGCAGCAACUGCUGAAGUCUUUCCCAUUUAAAGCAUACAGUACCAAUUGGCAGAUGUUCAGGUAUAUGAGUUGUGUCGAAAUGUGCAUAGUUGUAUUGCUAUUAUCUUUUAAUAUACUGCUCAUGAAAUUCUGUUAUGAAAAAGGAGCAAACUUUCAAAAGAAAAGAAUAAGAAUACAAUAAUAAGAUAGAAAUGUGACUGUUACAUGGAAACAAUUAGUUGCUGUUUGUAGUGAAUGCACAGAGGGAGUGAGAAAUCUGACUGGUCAGAGCCUUCCACUCAUAAGUAUAUUUGCUCCUAUGGAGCUAUCAAGAUUUUCUUAUUUUCACUGAUUGCUUUGCAGCUGCCUCCAUGUGUCAAUUAUGAGUAAGAGAUGGGUAUUUAUUAUUUGAUCUGGUUACUUAAAACUCAAUCUUAUUUAGUUGUCACUGUUCAGACCUUGAAAUCUGUAAAAUCUUGAUAUUACAAAUGUCAGCCUUAAUCUUUCAUCAGUGAAAGCAUGCACACAUUUGUAUUGUUAUCAGUAUUGACAGUGGACUGUUAUCAUAGUGUUGCUGUUACUUCAAUCAUAGCCCUUACAAAGUCAACACAUUACUACAUACAUACAUAUUUUUAAGAAAAUUAGACAUUUGUUGUGAGACAUGUUCAUUGUUAGGAUAAAUGGCUUGUUCUUCCCUUUAUGGAUUGUUUUAAACACUGAUGACAUCUCAUAGUUGUGUCUGGUCUGCCAACACACAUUUCCAUACAUAAGUGUGGUGCAUCCUAACAGUUAAUGUUGACUGCUGCAUGGUUUGAAACUUACUGACAUUUGAACAGUUGUUAUAAGGGUGACCUAACAGGUUAUUAGUCUUCCUUGUGGGAUAAUGUCUGCUUGUGUGCAUACAGUAUAAAAUUUGAUGUAUUUAAUAAGUGAAACUAUUGUAUCCAGCAAUCAUAAAUUAGAUAUGUGGUAUAUACUUGAUAUUGUAUGAUAAAUGAUUAUUUUUAUUAUAAGAA